CCACAGGAAAAAGCAGAGCACUCUUUACCUCUUCUCUCUUUCUUCCACUCUGUGAUCAAAAUAUCCGGACAAAGGAACCCUAGAUUUCUCCGCCUCUCUCCUUGUUCCGAUGAUAAUAAAGACGAAGACUUUGAGGAUCUUAAAGCUGAAUUUUUUUUGAUUUUUCACUGAGGGGAUUGAAUCGAGUUAUGUUCAAGGAUCGGAGUGGAGGAGGAAUAAUGGGUGGUGGUGGAUCAUCGAGAUCGGAGAUCCUUGGUGGAGCUAUUGAUCGGAAACGAAUCAAUGAUGCUUUAGACAAACAUCUUAAGAAAUCUUCACCGUCUACAUCUAGGGUUUUCACUUCUAAGGAUAAAGAUUCCUUCCCUUCAACUUCGUCUGCUAAAUCUCAGCUUAAUUCUCGCUCACCCGAUGUUGAAUCUGAAACGGAUAGUGAAGGAUCAGAUGUGAGUGGUUCAGAAGGUGAUGAUACCUCGUGGAUCUCGUGGUUUUGUAAUUUGAGAGGGAAUGAGUUCUUCUGUGAAGUAGAUGAAGAUUAUAUACAAGAUGACUUUAAUCUCUGUGGAUUGAGUGGUCAAGUUCCUUACUAUGAUUACGCACUUGAUCUCAUUUUGGACGUUGAAUCAUCAAAUGGUGAUAUGUUUACUGAAGAGCAGAAUGAGAUGGUGGAGUCAGCUGCUGAGAUGUUAUAUGGUCUUAUUCAUGUUCGUUAUAUACUCACUACUAAAGGAAUGGCUGCUAUGAUGGAGAAGUAUAAGAACUAUGAUUUCGGGAGAUGCCCGAGAGUUUUCUGUUGUGGACAAUCUUGUCUUCCGGUUGGGCAAUCUGACAUCCCAAGGUCGAGCACGGUGAAGAUAUACUGCCCGAAAUGCGAGGAUAUUUACUACCCGCGAUCUAAAUACCAAGGCAACAUUGAUGGAGCUUACUUUGGAACAACUUUCCCUCAUUUGUUUCUCAUGGCCUAUGGGAACAUGAAACCGCAGAAGCCGAUUCAAAACUACGUCCCUAAGAUCUUUGGCUUCAAGGUACACAACAAGCAAUGAUACUCUCUUCGCUCACCAGUCCUGUGGUUGAUGGUGGCUCAACCACCUUUCUUCUGAUGGUCACGGGUUUGAUAUGGAUGAUACUAAACUGCAUUUGGAGGAUGAGAAGAGCUCUAAUGGAAAAAGGUCGACACUUCAGAAGAUUUUUCACUAUGUAAUCUUGGAAAUUCUAAGUAGGAUCUUCUCUAUAGAACCGUUCUUUGGUGGGUACAUGAAUCUUGGGAUAUUCUUUACAUGUGAGUAAUCAAUUAAAUCAUUUACCAGAUGGGUGGAUUUUGCUUAACUGUUGUCUAUAAGUGCUGAGAUUUUUCUUUGUAUUCGUACUUAUCUAAAGUUUCUUGUGUUAUACGGAACUAAUCUUUCCUUUUACAA
Molecule: messenger RNA, 1412 nt
Organism: Capsella rubella
Lineage: Eukaryota; Viridiplantae; Streptophyta; Magnoliopsida; Brassicales; Brassicaceae
Product: putative casein kinase II subunit beta-4
Exons: 5
Coding region: 189-1040 (283 amino acids)
Cellular component (GO): protein kinase CK2 complex; cytoplasm
Molecular function (GO): protein kinase regulator activity
Source: RefSeq, a predicted model, not a curated record